UCGUGCGCCUGUGGUUUCGACACAGCGGCAGGUUGGCACUGGACUGUGUCCGAGGGCAGAAGUUCGAGCUGGUAAGACGAGGAGACGUCUUUCGCGUUACAAAGGUGCAGAAUCAGACUCGUGCACAGUGCAAUGAGGCAGGAGACUCCAGCGUUGUCAGAAACCAGGAAAACGUUACAUGAAAUAUUAGCAGGGAGGGGGCUGCCAGUGUUAGAGAAAUGAUACUUCACUAGAUUUUAACAGUGCUGUGCUUUGCAAAGCAGCAAGGUAUUCCUACAACUGAAGGCUGUACCUUCACCCUUCCGACCAGGAGCUGUCUGAGGGAGGGCCACCCAGCAUGAAGGAGAAGAACGGCAUUGAUGACACAGCUGCAUUAUCACCAAAAUUUACUUUCAAUCCUAAGGAAGGGAUAGAUAAUCCUGCCUUGGUCAUAAAUGAUGACAUUGAACUGUCGGUCUUGAUCAAGCCCAGAGUAUGUGUCCUGAACAAGAAGAACAAUGAGGUGUUUGGCUUCUACCUACGAGCUGAAAAGGGGAAGCAAGGACACAUCAUCCGAGAAGUGGAGCCUGGAAGCCAUGCUCAGCUCGCUGGGCUCUAUGAUGCUGACAGGGUGCUGGAGAUCAAUGGAGAGUUUGUGGAUAACAUGGAACAUUCCAAGGUUGUAAGCAAAAUAAAGCGGAGUGGCAACCAAGUCACUUUCUUGGUGGUUGAUGGAGCCACCUAUGAAGAUGCAAAGAUGCAGAAUUUGAAUUUUGCAGAAAUUGUACAGGCUGAACAUGGAACUCAAUAUGGUAAACCACGACUCUGCUACGUAGAAAAACCCCCCAAUGGAUUUGACUUCCAGUUGUGCUCUCAUGAUGGUGUCAAAGGUCAAUUUACAUUGAGCAUCCAACCUGGGGGAGCUGCUGAAAAAGGUGGACUUCAGAUGGACGAUAGACUCAUUGAAGUUAAUGGAGUCAAUAUUGAGGGAUGCACUCAUCUACAAGUUGCCAGAAAGAUUAAAGACAGUGGAGACUCAGUGACAUUCCUCGUGGCUGAUCAGAAGACGGAUGCUUACUAUAGAGAAAAAGGCAUCAAGAUCAUUCCAGCCAUGGCCUGCUUGAAGCACUUGCCAUUCAGGACAAGGAAACUUUACUUAGUGAAAGGGAGUUGUGGCUACGGAUUCCUACUGAAAACUGAGAAAACAGCUUCAGGGACACUUGGUCAGUAUUUGUCAGAAGUGGAUGCUGGAAGCCCAGCCGAGAAGUGUGGGAUGCAGGAAGGAGACCGUUUGCUAAGUGUUAAUGGAGAGAAUAUUGAAGGGCUAGAACACAGUGCUGUAGUGAAGAAAGUCAGACAGGGUGGAAAUCAGGCUACCUUUGUUGUCAUCAGCUCUGAAGGAGACAAGUACUUCACAUCUCUGGGUUUGUCUCCUUUGAUUUGCGAUGAUGAAGAACAAGUGAACCCGAAGCAGACAACAGAAGAUCAAAGCAAGGAACAUCUACCACUUCAGCGAGCGAGUCCUUCUCCAUCCCAGGUGGCAGGAGAAAGAGAGUCUGUUCCCAAACCAAGGCUUUGCCAUUUGGUGAAAGGUUCCAAAGGAUAUGGCUUUCAACUCUACAGUAUCACUGAUGAACCAGGAGCAUACAUCCAACAGGUUAUACCUGACGAAGUGGGAUACAAAGCAGGAAUCAGGACUGGUGAUAUAGUGAUUGAGGUAAAUGGAAAGAAUAUAGAGAAAGUCGAUUACGAGGAUGUUCUUCUGAGAAUAAAAGAAAAUGAGGACCAAGUGACUCUUCUCGUCAUGAAUAAAGAUGAAUAUUGGCACUGCAAGGAUAACAACAUAGCAAUUAGCAAAGAGCCAGACAGUGAAGACAAUGAAAUGAAAACAACCAGGAAUCCAGAUAAAGGUAUUUUCUCCAGCUUUGACACCAAGAAUACAAGCCGAAGAAAUAGCAGUGGUCAUCCUGUUAAUAAGGCUUACAGACAAAGAAACUACAAAAAAGCAACCAGCUCUGCUAAAAAUUACUGAAAAUCCACUAAACAACUACAAACAGGUGAUUAUAUAAGCAUAUAAGCAAGCAUAAAAAAGCAAAGCUACGAGAAAAAUUACAAAUUAGACCCUAAUCUAAAAUAAGGCAUGAAUAGAAAAUCUGAAAGGGAGCAACGUACAGAAAGCUGGAGGAAGCAGAAUCAGAAACAGGUUUUUAUUAUCAUUGACAUAUGAUGUGAAAUUAGUUGCUUUGCAGCAACAGCACAAUGUAAUACAUAAAACAAGUAUUAUAAGUUACAAUAGAAAAUAUAAAAAACCAAUUAAGUAAUGCAGUGCAAAAGGAGAGCAGAAUAGUGAGGUAGUGUUCACAUGUUCAUGGACCAUUCAGAAAUGUGAUGGCUGAUGCACCAUCAAUAACUCACACUGAGACGUAGGCGAGAUAUCGGCUUUUAUUGACUGGAAGAAGGAACCAGGAGUGAGUGUCUAUCAUACAAGGUCUUGGAGACUGAGGCCGAGCUUCAGGCCGCAGGUCUCCUUUAUACAGGGGCCUGUGGGAGGAGCCACAGGAGCAGUCAGCAGGGGCGUGUCCCGACAGGCACAUAGUUCACCACAAUGGCAAAGGCAAAGAAGCAAGCAGCAUCUACGGAGGGAAAUAGACAGUUGACUUUUUGGGUCGAUUGGCACUUACGAAAGGGGCGGGAGUGAAGAUCUUCAGAAACUGGAAGGCGAUAAAUAAGCUGGAAGUGACAAAGCACUGAAGAUGAUGGAAUUUGACAGGAGAGGAAGGUGGGCCAUUGAAUAAAGGAAGGGAGAUGGGAAGGGUAAAAGUGGGGGAAGGUGAACCAGUGGAUGGAGAGUGUUCUGAAAGAGAGUUCAUGAAAAACUCCUUUAGCCAAAUAGUGGCAAGAAUGGGAAGCUCACUUCCAAAGGUAAACGGCAGACAUGUUUUUAAGAAGAAGCAACAACAACAUGUAAUUGGGGGAAAAGCAAGGAAAAAAUAACAUAUUACUCAGGAGAGGAGAGCCUGGUGAAAUAUUGGCACUUUGUGAAUAACAUACGGUGGUUGUCCGUCAUGUCUGGCGAUGACAGGAAACCUGUGCAGAAGAGUUUUUAAAGUGGAAAUGCCAUUGCACUGGGGCAGUUCCCCUCUCUCAACUUCAGAAGUCUGGGCCCAGUGGUACAAACAAGCAACACAAACUGGGGUCUUUCUUGUUUGCAGUGAAUGACCAUGACACCUUCUCUGCCUUGUCAUGCUCUUCGCUCUCCACAGAGCGUAGCAGUACUGCCUUCCUGGCCGUUGCAUCUUACGUAGAUCUAAUCUGCCCAGACCUCCAGAGCUGACUUUGCAUGCUGGGACAGGAAUGUCCCUAUCUCACUGGGGUAUGAAGCUCUGGCUACCUUCAACUGUUUUAGACUGCCUGUCAAAGCGGUGUACCGGGGUGUGGCCACUGUUGCAUGCAAACAGCUACUUGGAGCCACAGGUGAGAGCUCAGUAUCCAGUGGGGACCAAAGGUGAGUGAGCUGCCCCAGAAUGGACAUGACAAGCUCCUUCACCAGAUGUGCUCCCCUCCCUAGAUGCUCCAUACACAGAAAAAUGGGAAAAUACUUUUACACUGUACACUAUACUUCAAUUUUAUCCCUUGUCAAACUGCUUGCAAAAUUAAUUUUUCUUUAUUCUUGUUCCAAAACAGGGUUCCAGACCACAAGACAAUAAAUAAUUUUGGUGAAGUUUUGUGAUUUAAUAAAGUACUCCAAGCAGCUA
Molecule: messenger RNA, 3734 nt
Organism: Hypanus sabinus (Atlantic stingray)
Lineage: Eukaryota; Metazoa; Chordata; Chondrichthyes; Myliobatiformes; Dasyatidae
Product: Na(+)/H(+) exchange regulatory cofactor NHE-RF3-like
Exons: 12
Coding region: 338-2011 (557 amino acids)
Biological process (GO): protein localization to plasma membrane
Cellular component (GO): apical plasma membrane
Molecular function (GO): signaling receptor binding; protein-membrane adaptor activity
Source: RefSeq, a predicted model, not a curated record